This is a messenger RNA of Diaporthe amygdali, 987 nucleotides long. RefSeq lists its product as uncharacterized. Gene Ontology annotation, cellular component: intracellular anatomical structure; cytoplasm. Bases 1 to 987 code for a protein of 328 amino acids. Gene Ontology annotation, biological process: carbohydrate metabolic process; pentose-phosphate shunt, non-oxidative branch; pentose-phosphate shunt. NCBI's taxonomy places the organism in Eukaryota, Fungi, Ascomycota, Sordariomycetes, Diaporthales, Diaporthaceae. The record is from RefSeq and is a predicted model, not a curated record. The transcript has 3 exons. Gene Ontology annotation, molecular function: transaldolase activity.
AUGACCAGCUCUCUCGACCAGCUCAAGGCCACCGGCACCACCGUCGUGUGUGACUCUGGCGAUUUUGCUUCCAUUGCAAAGUACAAGCCUCAGGAUGCCACCACAAACCUCACCAUCAUCCUCUCUGCCUCCAAGAAGCCUGAAUCUGCUAAACUCAUCGACAAUGCUAUUGCAUACGCAAAGACGCAGAAGGCCAGCCAGGACCUUGACUCACAGGUCGAUGCUGCCCUUGACUGUCUCUUGGUUGAGUUCGGCAAGGAGAUCCUCAAAGUCAUCCCGGGCAAGGUCUCCACUGAGAUUGAUGCUCGCUUCUCCUUCGAUACCAAGGCCAGUGUCGACAAGGCCCUACAUAUUAUCAAGCUGUACGAGGAGCAAGGUAUUCCCAAAGAGCGCAUUCUAAUUAAAAUCGCCUCUACAUGGGAGGGCAUUAAGGCCGCCGAGAUCCUUCAACGCGAUCACGGCAUUAAUACUAACCUGACUAUGCUCUUCUCCCUACCCCAGGCCAUUGCCGCUGCAGAGGCUGACGUUUUCCUAAUCUCCCCUUUCGUUGGCCGUAUCCUCGAUUGGUACAAGGGUAACACCAAAAAGGAGUAUACGAAGGAGAACGACCCUGGUGUUGAGUCUGUUAAAACUAUCUUCAACUACUAUAAAAAGUUUGGCUACAAGACCGUUGUUAUGGGUGCGUCCUUCCGUAAUACCGGCGAGAUUACAGAGUUGGCCGGCUGCGACUACCUGACCAUUGUCUCCGGUUUGCUCGAGAGUCUGCACAACUCCAAUGAGCCCGUCCCCAAGAAGCUGGACGCCUCUACCGCCAGCUCGCUUGAGAUCGAGAGGAAGAGCUACCUCUCCGAUGAGUCUCUUUUCCGCUUCGACCUCAACGAGAACAAGAUGGCCGUGGAGAAGUUGCGUGAUGGUAUCAGUGGGUUCGCUGCGGAUGCCGAAGCCCUCAAGGAAAUACUGAAGAGCAAAAUCCAAGCGCAGAGUUGA